Molecule: messenger RNA, 1963 nt
Organism: Colossoma macropomum (tambaqui)
Lineage: Eukaryota; Metazoa; Chordata; Actinopteri; Characiformes; Serrasalmidae
Gene: ttc22
Product: tetratricopeptide repeat domain 22
Exons: 7
Coding region: 1-1698 (565 amino acids)
Molecular function (GO): protein binding
Source: RefSeq, a predicted model, not a curated record
AUGGAGGAGUGCAGCACAGAAGAGGACAUUGAGGCCCUGAUGGAAGGCCUGGCUUUCAUCCCUGGACAUUUUCAUCUUCUGCUUCAUCUGAAUAAAGAGCCUGAAGGACCAGAAACCCUCCGCCAACGUGACACCCAGUUAAAGCAGGAGAGCCUGCGGGCUGAGCUGGAGGCUGAGACUGGGAGACUGCAGUAUGCUGUCCGAAACAUGCUGGGCCUGCUGGCCUAUCAUUUGGACAAGCUGGACACAGCUGAGGAGGUUUUUCGAAGCAUCUGCCAGGAAGACUCUGGAAAUCUCAAUGCUUGGGCCAACCUGGCCCAUGUAUACGAGCGGCUCAACCGUGAACAGGACGAGAGUGAGUGUCUGGAGCGGGUGGCCGCUCUCAUGGACCCGGAGACAGGCGAGGACCAGCCAGACUGCAGGCUCAGAGCAGCCCGGUGCUUGGCAGAACAGGCUUUUGCCCAGCCUCAUGAUGUGGAGCUGGAGAAAGAAGAGCACCGUCAGGAGAGACUGACAACUGCACUGACCCUGUAUAACCGUGCUCUCCACUACGGAGGAGAACUGGUACCUGCAGAAGAAAAGUGGAACUGGUACUUCAAAAUGGCAACAAUUUACAUAAGAUUAUAUGGUAUUGUCAAUGAUUCCAAGGAUUUGGAGUAUACGAGGCUUGGACACUACAACAAAGGCCUAAAACUGCUUGCAGAGACACUGAAAUCAGAAACAACUCAUCUCAAAGCGCUUGCUUGGUGUUACAUUGGUCUCAUGCUGGAGAGGCAAGAGGAGUUCUCUACGGUUCCAAUGGCAAUUCAUGACUGCGGCCUGUCUGGAUCUGACCCACUCUCAUGCUACGGAUCGGGUAUCAAACUGGCUACAGAUGAUGCAUUCACAUUAAAUCAGCUAGCCAGUGUGUUUUUUCAGUCAGGCAAGCAUGAGAUGGCAAUGGGCAUCUGUAACAUGGCCCUGAAUGUGCUGCCUGAUGCAGAGCUCAACUGGCAAGCUUACUGCACCCGGGCAAAGCUUAAGGUCACAGCUUAUGUGAAGGCCUUGGACAGAGCUAAGCAAGGACUGGAUGGCAUUCCUGACCGCCAGGACCUGAGAGAGGCCCGCGCUGACCUCGAGCGAGUCCUGAGUGUCCGGCCCUGUCUGAGGACGCACCUGGAGAUGGGACAGGUCUAUUACUACAUGGGUGUGGAUGCUCUGCAAGAGAGCCUAAUGGUGGACGAAAUGGCAGUCAAUCAAGCUUUGGUCAGCCUGGCCCAGGCUCUGCAGUGUCCACUGGGCUCUACUCUGCCAGAGCUGCAGCUGCUGAGGGGCCGCUGCCUGCUGCUGAAGGGCGAGGAGCAGAACGCCAUAGACUGCUUCAAACGAGCGUUGGAGCUGGAGCGGCCUGCCAGUCAGGAGCUACGUGCCCUGCCCUUAUUGCUGCAGGCCCUGCUGACUGCCUUCUCUCAGAGCACAGGAGACGUGAACCACAUUAUCGCCCAACUGGAGGAGUGCUUACAGAAGGCUGAGGAGAGACACGGCACCGGCCCAGUCCGGGCAGAGCUCAAGCUGCUGUGCCGGACAAACACGGAGGAAGUGGCAGAACUGUCCAGGGAGCUGGUGAAGAGGGGCAAGCUGGGCAUUGUGAGGAGGCUGCUGCAGAGCGUACAGCCUCAGGGUAAAAACACAGUGUUGGGCAGGUCUCUGUCUGUGUGAGAGGAAGAGGAGGAGUUGCAGGUUCCUCCCAGUGUGAGAAUAUUAAUGCUGAUAUGGAGGCUGUAAGGGGACCUUUCAUAAGCAUACUGGAUUAGAGUUCAUUCACUUUUGGAACAAUACUGACUUUAAAUAUAAUGACAAUGAAUGUACAGUAGAAGGGCUACUGACCUAGGACUUAUGAGUUAUUGUGAAAUAUUUAUAAUAUAAUGUAUAUAAUAUGAUAUGUAAUUAGAACUUGCUGAACUUGUGAAAUAAAAAAAAAGCU